UUAGUUUUCUCAAAAGAAUCUAUCUAAUAUCUAUUCAUCUGGGGAAGCCCAAAGGCCUCGGGUUCAGUUUUCUAUGAAUUUUACGCUUCCUUUUUUUUUAAUCUCUCUUGUACUAUUUUGGAUUGGUAGUUCUAAAAGUCGGCGGUUUUGAUUAAAACGUGAAAUGGGUUCCUUGGUUUCUCUAGAAAUCUUCAAUCCUUUGAGCAAUCCAAUCCCAGACUCUUCAUUUAACAACCCCAAAUGGGGGAUUGAGAAGGAGAAGAUAACUGAGAUGCAGGGGAAAGCACUAAACAGAAUUCAAUCUAGAAGAGAGAGAAAGAUUGCCCUGCAACAAGACGUUGACAAGCUAAAGAGGAAGCUAAGGCAUGAAGAGAAUGUCCAUAGAGCACUGGAGAGAGCUUUCACAAGGCCACUGGGGGCUCUUCCUCGGCUUCCUCCAUAUCUCCCUUCACAAACACUAGAGCUUCUAGCCGAAGUCGCAGUCUUGGAAGAGGAAGUCGUUAGGCUCGAAGAGCAAGUGGUAAAUUUUAGACAAGGCCUUUAUCAAGAGGCUGUGUAUAUAUCAUCUUCAAAGAAAACCAAAGAGAACCCAUCAGAUUUGUACUUGGAUAAACAGCAAGCCGUCAAUUCUAAAGGCUUUGCUAAUUCAAAUUUGGACGGUGAACCAAAUGAGCCCUCAUCCAAUCGGGUUACCAAUGCGAAGAAGCCCAUCAAGAAGGUCAAUUCUGAAGAUAAUCGAGGAAAAGAGAAUCAUGUCAGUACCAAUUCUGCAAAAAAUAGCAAGCAAUCUCCUGCGAAAAAAGUUCCUAUAAAGAGAAUGCAGGGUGCCGAGAGAUGUCAGAUUAUUUCAGACGAGUCAACAUUGGAGGAUUCUAGUGAGCCAAAUAAACUCUCUGAAGAUAUCUUGAAAUGUCUUCUGAGCAUUUACUCUCAGACUAGUUCACCAACGAACGCAGAAGCAGAGCAAGAGACCUUGCCUUCAAUUUCAGGGUCUUGUGAAGGAUUUCGAGAUCCUUAUGGUAUUUGUUUAGAAUUCGGAAGAAGGGAUAUUGGUCCAUACAAGUAUUUUUUCACCAUUGAAGCAAGCUCAAUUCAGCUAAAUCUUACAACCAGUUCUUCAUUGCUUACUCGUCGAUUGAAGCUUUUAUUCAGGAAGCUUGCAUUAGUGGAACUUUCAGGGCUUACCCAUCAGCAGAAACUUGCAUUCUGGAUCAACAUCUACAACUCGUGCAUGAUGAAUGCAUUUCUUGAGCAUGGUGUACCAUCAACUCCUCAAAUGGUUGUUGCGUUGAUGCCAAAGGCGAUGGUGAAUGUUGGUGGCCACUUUCUCACAGCGAUGACUAUCGAGCAUUUCAUACUGAGAUUACCUUAUCAAUCAAAAAAUACUUACACAAAAGGAUUAAAGAGUGAUGAAAUUACAACACGAGGGAUUUUUGGUUUAGAUUGGCCUGAACCCUCGGUUACAUUUGCACUUUCAUGUGGGAGUUGGUCCUCUCCUGCUGUUAGAGUGUACACAGCAUCUCAAGUUGAAAAGCAACUGGAAAUUGCUAAGAGGGACUAUUUACAGGCAUCUGUUGGCUUCUCGAUGCCAAAUAAAUUGGCGAUUCCAAAAUUGUUAGAUUGGUAUCUAUUAGAUUUUGCAAAGGAUGUGGAGUCUCUAAUGGACUGGAUUUGCCUGCAACUGCCAGAGAAACUGAGGAAUGAUGCGGUUAAAUGUCUUGAAACGGGGAGGAGGAGUGAGAUCACACAACCGAUACAGGUUCUUCCCUAUGAAUUCAGAUUCAGGUACAUUUUGGCCCCAUAGAAACAUCCACUCUACCCUACACUUUAGCACAUUGUGGUCCGUAAACAUAACCAAAGGUUUUUGUACACAUCUCGAGAAUAAAACAGCGUGAAAAUUUAUAAAAAGGCCAUUUGAUUUGUUUGAUA
Messenger RNA from Asparagus officinalis (garden asparagus), 1929 nucleotides. RefSeq lists its product as uncharacterized. Bases 164 to 1804 code for a protein of 546 amino acids. The transcript is spliced from 10 exons. NCBI's taxonomy places the organism in Eukaryota, Viridiplantae, Streptophyta, Magnoliopsida, Asparagales, Asparagaceae. The record is from RefSeq and is a predicted model, not a curated record.